Messenger RNA from Micropterus salmoides (largemouth bass), 1662 nucleotides. RefSeq names its product troponin T, cardiac muscle isoforms-like. Gene Ontology annotation, cellular component: troponin complex. Bases 410 to 1204 code for a protein of 264 amino acids. NCBI's taxonomy places the organism in Eukaryota, Metazoa, Chordata, Actinopteri, Centrarchiformes, Centrarchidae. The transcript has 16 exons. Gene Ontology annotation, molecular function: troponin C binding; tropomyosin binding; troponin I binding. The record is from RefSeq and is a predicted model, not a curated record. Gene Ontology annotation, biological process: cardiac muscle contraction; sarcomere organization; regulation of muscle contraction.
UGACGGCUGCAUGAGAGAAGAAAUGUGCUAAGACGUCAACAAGCAGACCUUCAAGAGAGCCACGCAGUAUAUGAAAGCUAGCACAGUCAACACACCUGAAGCCUCGUGAGGUUACGCACUGCUACCUGGCAUCUCUAAUCCUUUCAGAUGAGCCAGUCUGCCGGGGACAGUAGCAGGACAGGAAACUCCAUCUUGAGGAACAGCAGCAGCUGAACAUGUUAUUACCACGUUCAAAUAUGUCCUGAAGCAAGGUAUGUGCCCACCCAUUGUAGACAUGGGCAGUUUGCCGCCAUGUGAUCCACUACUGGGUUUAAAAGCUUAUGUCCCACAGAGAAGGGCACAGCAUACAAUUCCCCAUUGAGACCCGUCUGAAGCACACAUUGCACUUUCUGGGUGCUGCAUCCUAACCAUGUCAGACACUGAAGACGCCACAUAUGAAGGACAACAAGACAAGGAUAUUGUUGAAGAGGAGGAGGAGGUGGAAGAGGUAGCAGAGGAGGAGGAGGUAGAAGCAGAUGCUGCAGAGGAAAAUGAAGGAGAGGAUGCUAAACCCAGGUCAAAACCUGGUUUUGUGCCCGGCUUGGCCGCUCCCAAAAUCCCAGAGGGAGAAAUAGUGGACUUUGAUGACAUUCAUCGAAAACGAAUGGAAAAGGAUCUGACGGAGCUCCACACUCUGAUUGAAGCUCACUUUGAGAAGCGUAAGAAGGAGGAAGAAGAGCUUCUUAGCCUCACUGAUCGCAUCGAGAAACGCAGGUCAGAGAGAGCAGAGCAGAUGAAGAUCAGGGCAGAAAGAGAAAGAGAACGGCAAAUCAAAGUAGCUGAAGAGAAAGCGAGAAAAGAAGAUGAAGAGGCAAAGAAGAAAGCAGACGAUGAUGCCAGGAAGAAGAUGAUUCUGUCCAACUUGAGUUUCACUGGAUACAAGCAGACACAGACUGGGCCGAAAAGACAAACGGAAAGAGAAAAGAAAAAGAAGAUCCUCAAUGAUCGACGCAAAGAGUUAAAUGUUGAUCAAAUGAAAGAGGACAAACUCAGGGAAAAAGCUAAGGAACUGUGGGACUGGAUGCGGCAGCUGGAGGCAGAGAAAUUUGAACUCCAGUAUUUACACACUAAGCAGAAGUAUGAGGUCACCGUGCUGAGAAACCGGGUCAGUGAUCAUCAAAAAGUUUCAAAGGGUACCAGAAGCAAGCGCGGCCUGAGGAAGUAACAUCUGACACCCAUGAAAUGAUUGGGAAUAACAUAAACCGCAUAAUAAUAUUUUCUUAAUGUUUAAACAUGGAAGAACAAAUUAUAAUUCUGAAAACAUUGCAAGGUUAAAUAUGUUAUUUGUGAAAUGAAGUGCAUGCUGGGUACAUCUGCAGGAUUGUAGCAGUAUAGUAGACAGUCUCUGAUUGCAGACUGAUCAGCAAUGUGCUGCAGCUUGUGUUAAUUUAACAGGGAUCUGACAGGUGUGUAACCCAUUAAAAUGACUUUAGACUUGAAAGGAUAAAAAUAAAACAUGAUGUUCAAUGUAAUCCUCAUUUCUAUGUCCUACCACUUACUCUGUCAUGUUUAAAAGUACUAAAAGUGAAGUUGAGACUAAUUAAUCGGUUCUUGUGUGUAUGAUUUUGUUGGUUGCAAUUAAUAAAAACAAUUAAAUCAGAAAGAGUCUCCUCUUUCUUUUAA